This is a messenger RNA of Lingula anatina, 2460 nucleotides long. RefSeq lists its product as uncharacterized. The record is from RefSeq and is a predicted model, not a curated record. Lineage: Eukaryota; Metazoa; Brachiopoda; Lingulata; Lingulida; Lingulidae. Gene Ontology annotation, molecular function: protein binding.
UGUGCAAGUGGUUGAUUGUUUAUCAAUUACACGAGCGACCAAUAGAUUUUUCGUUAACGCGGUUACCGAAAUCCUAAUAGUCAGGGAGUUGAUUACACUCUUUAGCUCUAAUUUCAGAUUGGCGACAAAUUUGGUGUCAUGAGAAAGGAAGAUGGUGCAUUGCACUUCUUUUAUAACGGUCGAGAUAUGGGAAUGGCAGCCACAAAUGUUCCUCUCAAAAUACACGGAAUUGUCGAUGUCUGUGGCAGUACUACACACGUAGAAUUAGUCGAACAAAUGCGAGAGGAAACCACAGAGCCAACAGGUGCCGCUUUCACGGGCAUGGCUAGAGAAGAACGGGCCUUCGAAAAAAUGAAACAAGCGAUCGAUCUCUUAAAGAAGAAAGACGAACGUGCUAUUCUAUCCACUGAACUUAUGGUCCUACAACAUUUGUACAUGUUGUACGCCAAGAAUACGGCCCGAAACCUUCGGCAGUUAAUGGGUGACAAGCUGGUCCAGUUGAAUGCUGCCUUCCAUAUUACUGAAUAUAUUAAAUUUCUUUGUGAGUGCGGGAUUGAAAAUGAUAAAAUCUACACGUGUUAUGACCUGCUUCUUAAUGUUUGUUUGAAUUACAGUGAUGGCAGUCUGAAGUUUGCCAGGUCCAUCGGACAGACGGAUCUCCUUGGAAUUCUUUCUGCAGAACUUGCCAAGUAUCAGAAUAGAUAUAUGAGUGAAGAGGGGAAAAGAGGUAUUGUUAUGACAGCAUUUGGAAUUCUUCUUAGCUGCUCAAAAGUUACGGAGAACCGAGAGGUGUAUUACCGUCUCUGUGUGAUCAGCAUCGUGGUUCCUUAUACGAAGCCAGGGAAUGACGAAACAGUCGCAAUGACCGCCUUAAUGACCUUGUCCUACCUUGUUACUAUUGAUCAACAACACCUGAUCCAAGCAGAGCCAUCAGCUAUUGCAAACAUUCUGAAGAAACUCGACGAAGCACUGAAAAACGCAGAAACCCAUCAAUCGGACGGUUCCCUUUCUUUCCAUGCAUAUGAAAUUGUGGAAUCGCUUAUAAACCUAUCGAAAAGCGCGCAAAAUCGCGUGACGAUGGUACAAAAAGGAGGCAUUCCCCUGUUUGUAAAAAUGAUGAAAGUCGGUAAUCCACAAGAACAGGAACUCGUCCUGAACGCCGUGUGGGAACUUAUUAACGGAGGCGACGGGACGCUGUCAACUAUCUCUAGAACAGAAGGGCUAUUAGACGCAGUGAAGGCUUUAAAGGGCAGCAAAGUCGAAACUGUUCGUCGAGCCGCUGAGAGGAUUUCAUUGAAGCUUGACACGCAGACUCAAAUGUUUUCCCAGAGUUUUGAUCCGGCACCCAGACCAAAGUGCACUUACAAAGAUAUCUGCGACAAAUUUGUUGAGACACUCCACAUACAUGAAUCAUAUUUUGAUGCCAAGUAUCAUCGCUGCUACUGCAACGUUUGUCAUAAUGAAAGAGGAGACAAACUGUAUUAUACUCGCGGAAAUCCACCCAAGGACUACGGUAUUCCAAUUGGAUGGUACAGGUAUGCCCUUAGCCUUCCAGCUAAAGCAAAGGCUUUGAACGUUUUGGACAACUGGCACAGGGCAUUCCAUGGCACUAAGAAACAUGUGGUUAGCAAGAUACUUGAAGUCGGGGAACUGCUCAUUCCAGGGGACGUAGCCUUGGGCGGCGACAAAAAAAGCGACAGGGAAGACCAUUUUAAAGAGAACUAUAAGCCCGAAGGGUUCGACACCAAGAAAACAGUUUUAUCUCCCAGCAUCCGUUAUGCUGGUCAUGACGCUUAUGCCAUGCCACACAAAUUGGAAGUAUCAGGAAAAACCUACGUGGCCCGUGUAGCACUUCAAGUGUACAUUCGCCCAGGCAGCUAUGAUGUCGGCGAUCAAACUAUAGGAGAAACCAAGCCAAUCGACCCAAAGUUUGACAAUCAGGAAAUAGAGUGGUCAACUAAAGAACGUGGAAGUACCAUUUUGUAUGGUCUGCUGGUGAAGUUGGAGGAACAAGCUUCUUGAAAUAGUUCAUCUUAACUUCGACGGAGCUGAGAACAAUAAAGCUUUUGACUUAAACGGUGUUAAGGUUUUGAAUGGUAGGCCUAUUUCAUUCUGUAUACAAAUCGAUCGGAUCAUAUUGGAAAGUGUCGGUUUCAUACCAUUUAUAUAUUGUUUUAUGUAAUGACGUGACAUUUGCAGUGGAUAGGCCUGAGCCUACUUGCGGUUGAUAGUCAUUUACUAGUUCCUUGUAGUAAACUUGGCUUUGUAGGUUACAGACAUUGGGCGAAGUAAUACUAUUAUUACAUGUAAUAAUGCCGAGAGACUUGCUUCUUGAAGUGGUAUUUUGAUACAAUUACUUUCUGCUAUGUGGGCCUAUGCGUUACUUACUGAGUUGUAUUUCACAAAGGAAUUUUUUAUGAAGCACUGUAGCACUAGACUUUGUUUCUCCCUGUAGGUGAC